GCAUCCCAGCAGCUCGCAUAAUCGGGAUCUUGCACACGGACAUGACUCGGAUUCCGAGUCGGAUUCUGGUCAUGGGACGCAACAGAGUGGGGCGGAGUCCGCCAAGUCGUUGAUACAAGGAGACAAAAGGUCGUCACGGGGAAAGAAGAAGGGGAGGCGGAAUAGGAAUGCAUCCAGAAAUACUGGGGGAGCAGUCGUGUCUCACGCGCCGAGCAUCAUGGACGGGUUGGAAGAGCCGUCCACUGAACACGGCGGGCGGUUACUUUAUGCGGACUCUCUGGUCAAUCCACCCGCCAACUACACGAACCCAGUCGCCCCAGUCACACCUCUGACCGCGACAGAGUUCCUCGCCAUCGUUGCAGAAGUGCGAGCUGCCAUUGCUGAAGGCAUAUACCCAACCCUUAUCUCGCAAGGCUCGAGCGGUUCCUAUUUCUGCAAGAACCGAGCAGGAGAGAUCGUCGGCGUGUUCAAGCCGAAGAACGAAGAGCCAUAUGGACACCUCAACCCGAAAUGGACCAAAUGGAUCCAUAAGAAUUUGUUCCCGUGUUGUUUCGGAAGGAGCUGCAUAAUACCUAAUCUCGGCUACAUCAGUGAAGCCGCCGCGAGCUUCAUCGACCGUCGUUUGGAACUCCGCGUCGUGCCACGGACGGAAGUCAUCUACUUGGCCAGCCCAACGUUCUACUACUCGCGAAAAGAUUGGAAGGCGUACACGAAGGGAGGCGAGCUUCCCGAGAAGGUUGGGUCCUUCCAAGUGUUCUUGAAAGGAUACAAGGACGCUACCCGGUUUUUCCGCGAAGGAUAUGAGAAGAUGCGGAGAUCCAACUCCACGUCUCUUCCUGCAUCGAACCGCGCGUCGGCGGAGAACCUGCCGCGACAGUUUCGGUCGUCAGGCAAUCAGGCCAACGCAAACUCACCUUACGAAUGGAGCGAGCGCGCGCGAAUGGAGUUCCAAUGGGGCUUUGAGAGGCUUGCGGUGCUCGAUUACCUGAUACGGAACACUGAUAGAGGACUGGAUAAUUGGAUGGUCAAAUACGACGAGGCGCGUGAUGAAGCGGAAAAGUUGGCGGAUUUGGAAGGUGCGAUGCAGGGGCCUCGAGGUGCAGAAGCUCCGACGGUACCGCCAUUGUCAACCACAAUCGAUAUCGCGGACCCGGCUUUCGAUUCUGGUCACGAUGACGAUAGUGCGCCGCUGAUCAAUGGUGUGGCUGACGCGAUAUCCUCGACUGCCGACAAGCUCCACUCCCGGGUUCCCGAUCAGGCGUCCCAUGACGUCUCAGCUUCCGGAGAUUCCUCAAUCGUCGUCGACACCCCCGCCGCAUCCCCCCACCACACCGGCCUCACCUCCCCCGACUCCCAACCCCCCAUCAUCCAAGUUGCCGCGAUCGACAACGGCCUCGCCUUCCCCUACAAGCACCCGGACCGCUGGCGCUCCUACCCCUUCGGCUGGUCCUACCUCCCCGCCUCGCGCAUCCCCUUCUCGUCCGAAACACGCAUGCACGUCCUGCACCUCCUCACCUCCCCCUCCUGGUGGCGCGAGACGAUGGACGGCCUCGAACGCCUGUUCCGCAUCGACGCGGAUUUCUCUGAACGCAUGUGGCGCAAACAGCGCGCGGUUGUCCGUGGGGAGGGAUACAACCUCGUUGAAUGCCUCCGACGGUCUGAGACCGGGUCCCUAGGUGGUUCUCCAUGGGGCCUUGUGCGAAGGCCGGUGGUUAGUGUGUAUGAGGAUGAGACGGAUGAUUUGGAUGAGCCGGAGCUGGAGGGAAUGGUGGGUGGCCCGGCGAUGGGGAUGCGGCCGGGCCGGAGACGGAGUUUUGUGGAGAGGCAGGUUGGGGGUGGCAAGAGGUUUGUGAGGAAGGUGAAGCAGCGGUUUGAGACGUUCGCGAGGAAUCGGCCGUGUUUUGAGAAUUGGUAGUUUUGGUUAUGGGAUUUAGGCUUGUGCGAGCAAUCAAGUCGGUGCCUUCGACUCGGACUCGCUCGUUGCUUUUGAGUCUUCCCAUCGCCCGACUCGCACCCUCCCUUCUCCUGCUCAAUCCUCUUGUAUCACCUCUCCCCGCUUGGAUUCUUUCUGUAUACUUCUUUUGAGGCCCCAUCACUGUACAGAAAACUAUGUAUCGCUCAAUCUCAGUUCACAUGGAAUGCAAACUGAACCCAGACAGACCGAGGAUGCGGACGAAAGCACGGGCCAAUUUGACCCUUUCCAGAAGAUACACCAAGCAUGCAGC
Molecule: messenger RNA, 2225 nt
Organism: Fimicolochytrium jonesii
Lineage: Eukaryota; Fungi; Chytridiomycota; Chytridiomycetes; Spizellomycetales; Powellomycetaceae
Product: phosphatidylinositol 3 and 4-kinase-domain-containing protein
Exons: 1
Coding region: 218-1915 (565 amino acids)
Biological process (GO): endosome organization; phosphatidylinositol phosphate biosynthetic process; Golgi organization
Cellular component (GO): plasma membrane; endosome; fungal-type vacuole membrane
Molecular function (GO): 1-phosphatidylinositol 4-kinase activity
Source: RefSeq, a predicted model, not a curated record